Molecule: messenger RNA, 474 nt
Organism: Aegilops tauschii subsp. strangulata
Lineage: Eukaryota; Viridiplantae; Streptophyta; Magnoliopsida; Poales; Poaceae
Source: RefSeq, a predicted model, not a curated record
AUGGCGCUCUCGGGCUCUGGCGACUGCGCUGGCGCCGCGCCCCCGCCCACGCUGGGGGCCGCCUCCGCCGCCUCCCCGUGCUCCGUCGUCUCCCCGGUGGCCGCGCCCCCCUCCGCUCCUCCGGCUCCCUCCGCCCCGCAGGUCCCCGGCGUCGCUCCCGGACCUCUGUCCCCCUCGCCCGCCCCUGCUCUAGCCCCGCGCAUCCGCUGGGCGGACUUGGCCGACGAGGAGCCGCUCCCCGCUCCGGCCGGCGCCUCCUCUCCCCAGGCCUCCGCUCCCCGUCGCGCUGCUCUGCCCUGCAGGGCCGGUGGCCCAGCCCCCCGCGUGCGGGGUUCGGUCGCCGGCUCACGGCCGCUGCAGUCGCCGACUCCGCCCUCGAGCUCGUCUCGGGUGUAUGGGAUGCAAGGUGCGUCCUUGCGGGUAGGCGGAGCUCGCCGCCGGCGGCUCCGCCUGGGGCGUGGUCAGCCGCUCUGA